AACAAAACACUAACAACGUGAAUUUGUUAAUUUUUUAAUUCUUUGCGAAAAUAAACCAAAAAUAUGGAAAAUUUAGAUAAUAACAAUCAAUUAAUAGAGGAUGUAUUUACUACAAGUGAAAAAACGCUAACUGACGAUGAAAAACAAAAACUAACGGAACAAAAUAAGCGAUUAAUACCGGAAUUUAAGGCACGCCAGCUUGAGGCUCAGGCACAAAAACAUUGGGAUCUUUUCUAUAAGCGCAAUGAAACACGUUUCUUUAAGGAUAGACGGUGGACAACACGAGAAUUCCAAGAAUUAAUACAAGAAAAUGUGGAGGCCUGCAGCUCACAGGGAUGUAGAAAACUUUUAGAAGUUGGUUGUGGUGUUGGCAAUUUUGUAUACCCCCUAAUGGAAGAACUGGAAGCAUUGGGUCAGUUGAAUAAUUAUUUCUAUGCCUGUGAUUUUUCACCACGAGCUGUAGAGUUUGUACGUUCCAAUCCUAAAUAUGAUGAAAAUAAAAUUAAAGCAUUUCAAUGUGACAUUACCACACAAACCAUACAUGACAAUAUACCCGCAGAGAGUUUAGAUAUAAUAUCAAUGAUUUUUGUAUUAUCCGCCAUAACACCGGAAAAAUUUGACUCUGUGAUUAAAAAUUUACAUAAAGUUUUGAAAUCUGGUGGCAUUGUGCUCUUUCGAGAUUAUGGACGUUAUGAUAUGGCUCAGUUAAGAUUUAAAUCGGGUCAUAAAAUUGCCGAAAAUUUCUACAUGCGUCAGGAUGGCACUAGAAGUUAUUAUUUUGCUGAACAGGAAUUGGCUGAUUUGUUUAAGCAUAAUGGUUUUGAGAUAUUAAGUAAUUGUUAUGUACAUCGUCGUACAUUGAAUGUAAAGGAGGGUAUUGAUGUUCCUAGAAUAUUUUUACAGGGUAAAUUUAGGAAAUUGUAAGUUUUGUCUUUUUUUUUAAUAAAUGUUUUGUUGCGUGUACAACAAUUA
Lucilia cuprina (Australian sheep blowfly) is the source of this 972-nucleotide messenger RNA. RefSeq names its product tRNA N(3)-methylcytidine methyltransferase METTL6. The record is from RefSeq and is a predicted model, not a curated record. The transcript has a single exon. Lineage: Eukaryota; Metazoa; Arthropoda; Insecta; Diptera; Calliphoridae. The coding region runs from base 64 to 924 and encodes 286 amino acids.